This is a messenger RNA of Rosa chinensis, 2133 nucleotides long. RefSeq names its product alanine--tRNA ligase, chloroplastic/mitochondrial. Lineage: Eukaryota; Viridiplantae; Streptophyta; Magnoliopsida; Rosales; Rosaceae. Gene Ontology annotation, molecular function: ATP binding; amino acid binding; nucleic acid binding. The transcript is spliced from 3 exons. Bases 78 to 1526 code for a protein of 482 amino acids. The record is from RefSeq and is a predicted model, not a curated record. Gene Ontology annotation, cellular component: cytosol; cytoplasm. Gene Ontology annotation, biological process: alanyl-tRNA aminoacylation; tRNA modification.
UUCUGGGAGCAGACCCAAUUCACCAAUUAGCAAUCAGAGUAACUCACAAACCCCUAAGCAUCAAAAUAGAAAUCAAAAUGGCCGAAGAUAUGGAUAACAAUCUGCCCCCUUCUGUAGAGUCUUCAACCAAUAAUGGAUCCGAGGAGCACAAGUCCAAGGAUCUCUCAGUGAGUAGCGAUUCGAUUCGUCACCGUUUUCUGGAAUUUUUUGCUUCCCGUGGUCACAAGGUUCUUCCUAGUGCUUCUCUGGUCCCAGAUGAUCCCACAGUUCUACUAACAAUUGCUGGAAUGCUUCAGUUCAAGCCUAUAUUCCUUGGCCAGGUUCAAAGACUAGUACCUCGUGCAACAACUUCUCAAAGGUGCAUUCGCACUAAUGAUGUGGAGAAUGUAGGUAGAACAGCUCGGCAUCAUACAUUCUUCGAAAUGCUUGGCAACUUCAGUUUCGGAGAUUACUUCAAGAAGGAAGCAAUCCAAUGGGCAUGGGAGCUUUCGACUGAAGAGUUUGGAAUACCAGCUGACAGGUUGUGGGUUAGUGUCUUCGAAGAUGAUGAUGAAGCUUUCGAAAUCUGGCAUCAUGAGGUUGGUGUUCCUGUGGAGCAUAUCCAGAGAAUGGGUGAAGAAGACAACUUUUGGACUAGUGGAGUUACCGGUCCAUGCGGUCCAUGCUCCGAGAUUUAUUAUGAUCUCCAUCCUGAGAGGGGAUAUUUAGAUGCAGACCUCAAUGAUGAUACCAGAUUUAUUGAGUUUUACAAUUUGGUUUUUAUGGAGUUCAACAAAAAGGUUGAUGGUUCACUUGAGCCCUUGAAACAGAAGAACAUAGAUACCGGACUUGGCCUGGAGCGUGUGGCUCGAAUCCUUCAGAAGGUCUCGAACAACUAUGAAACUGACUUGAUCUAUCCAAUUAUAGAGAAGGUCUCAGAAUUAGCAAAGGUAUCAUAUAGCCAAGCAAAUGAGCAGUACAAACUGAAUUUUAAGAUUGUCGGAGAUCAUCUACGUGCAAUUGUGUAUCUCAUAUCAGAUGGCGUUGUUCCAUCAAAUACCAAAAGAGGGUAUGUCCUUCGAAUGCUUAUCAGAAGGGCGGUUCGUGCAGGCAGGUCGCUUGGUCUAAAGGGAGAUUAUCAGGGAAACCUUGGAGAAACAGUUCUACCGGUCAUUGCAGGGAAAGUAAUUGAGAUGAGCAGCCUUAUUGAUCCGGAUGUGAAAGAUAAAGCAGGCCGAAUUCUUGAGGUGCUGCAAAGGGAAGAACUUGUGUUUCUGAAGACAUUGUGCAAAGGAGAGAAGAAGCUUCACCAAAUGCUAGAUGAGGCAUUAUCGAGAGCGGAGAAAAGUGGGAGUAUGCCUUGCUUGUCAGGCAAAGAAGCAUUUGUCUUGAAAGAUACAUAUGGAUUUCCUGUUGAACAAACAAGAGAAGUGGCUAAAGAACAUGGUGUAGGUAUAGAUAUGGAUGGCUUUGAUACUGAAAUGGAAAACCAAAGGCGUCAGUCCAAGGCUGCAAACAAAACUGUUGAAGUUGUCGGAUGCACUUGAAAAGGCUUGGCUCCGGAAUCAUUGACUCAUUCUGCAAGCUAUCAAAUAGGAGUCCCUGUACAGUUGUACGUUGUCUAAGGCUACAAAUUAAUGUAUAUAGUAGAUGUUUAAAUAUCACUUGGUCUAGUUCUUUAGGAUUAAGUACUGUUACAUAUACAGAUGGCCUAAGCUCAAAUCUGGGUUGUUGGGUCCUAUAUUGUGGGCCUGUAGGGAUGAUGUCUUGCUACCCUCAUUUGUCACUUAGUGAUGAAGGUGGGCCUGACCUGAGAUGUGGACAUUCUUAGGCUUUCAGGUCGACUUAGGGUCCAUGACUAAUCGUUUCGGAUCAUGACUUUUAUGGGAGUUGGUAAUUAUCUGGAAUAAGAUUGGUUGUCAAGCUGCUUAUGGAUAAGAAGUUGCUCCUAUUUGUUUCAUGGGAAGUGGCGUUCUAUUGGUACCACAAUUGUGUGCUUGGCUAAUGGGAGGCUAGUUAUGACUUUGCCCUAGCAGACACGGAGUAGUUCUUUGUGUUAUAAGCUCGCUGCUGUAGAUAACUCAAAACAGACUUGUAAUGAGUUUGCAUUUACUUGAUGGAGUUCGGGAUUUGUCCAUAUCCUAUUCAAGUUCA